ACUUUGUGGGUUGUCAGAGGUUGGUGGCUGCCAAUCACGAGAGAGAGAGAGAGAGAGGGAAGGGGGGUUAAUCUUGGGCUUUUCUCGCCUUCCUCUUUCUCUUCGCUGUUUCCUCUGCCUGGAUCUCGGUUUGGAUCUCCGGAGGCUCGUUGUUCAUCUCCCCUGAGGUCUUCCUGCGCGAAAGGUGUCCUGCUGAAAACUGGAACACAAGGGAAUGCUGAAAGAUGUGCUUGAACGCUGACAAACUUUUACCUAAUAUCAAUGCUAGUGUUGCUUCAGCUAAGCUCUUACUGUUCAUUCUUGAUGAGAUCGGAGGGCGCCAUGAUAUCCAGUCUCCGCUCCAUGCUCAAUGCCACAGUGGAGCUAGGAAUAUUCGAAAGGAUGUCGUGUUAGACCACGACAUCGGGGAAGACGGUUGAGAUACCUCACCCACGCUGACGAUCCCGCCCUUAAGAAGGUGCCAUCUCACAAGCGGGAGCACAUCAUAUUGGUUUUGUGUUUAGCUUAUUCAUAAGAUGGAAUUGGAAAAUAGAGGAACUGUGUUGAUGCAGAAGUAUGAGGUUGGAAGAUUGUUAGGGAAAGGUACAUUUGCCAAGGUUUACUAUGCUAGGAACAUAAAGACUUCUCAGAGUGUUGCCAUAAAGGUGAUUGACAAGGAGAAGGUGUUAAAGGUUGGGCUUAUCGAUCAGAUCAAACGUGAGAUAUCAAUCAUGAGGAUGGUAAGACACCCAAACAUUGUAGAGCUCUAUGAGGUCAUGGCUACCAGAUCUAAGAUAUACUUUGUCCUGGAAUAUGUGAAAGGUGGCGAGCUGUUUAAUAAAGUUGCCAAAGGCAAGCUCAAGGAAGAUGUGGCUCGAAGAUAUUUUCAGCAGCUGAUUAAUGCCGUGGAAUUUUGCCAUAGCAGAGGUGUCUAUCACCGUGAUCUGAAACCUGAAAACCUUUUGCUCGAUGAGAAUGGAGAUCUAAAGAUAUCAGAUUUCGGUUUGAGUGCUCUUGCUGAGUCUAAGAGACAAGAUGGCUUGCUCCACACAACUUGUGGUACUCCAGCAUAUGUUGCUCCCGAGGUGAUCAGUAGAAAGGGAUAUGAUGGAGCCAAAGCUGACAUAUGGUCUUGUGGGGUGAUUUUGUUUGUUCUCAUGGCUGGUUAUCUCCCAUUCCAUGAUUCAAAUCUCAUGGAAAUGUAUAGGAAGAUUGCAAAAGCAGAAUUUAAGUGUCCCUGUUGGUUCCCUUCGGAUGUUAGGAGGUUGCUAUCACGCAUUCUUGACCCAAAUCCUACUACCAGGAUUUCAAUCGCAAAGAUUAUGGAAAAUCCUUGGUUUGGAAAAGGACUUGAUAAAGGACUAAUUCGAAAUGGUGAAGGAACACAAGAAAUUGAUCAACCUGAUAUGAAUGAAGUUUUUAGCUCCCCUGACACAGAUAUGACCGAGGAGAGGCAGAUGAGGAAACUCACCAACUUAAAUGCUUUCGAUAUCAUCUCUCUUUCAGCUGGAUUUGAUCUUUCAGGUCUGUUUGAGGAGACCGACCAGAAGAGAGAAGCAAGAUUCAUAUCUGGUAAAUCAGCCGCUACCAUUAUCUCCAAGCUGGAGGAUGUUGCGAGGUUUUUGAAGUUAAAGGUGAAGAAGAACGACCAUGGAGUGUUGAUAAUGGAAGGAACCAAGCUAGGGCGAAAGGGAGUUCUGGCUAUUGAAGCAGAGAUCUUCGAGGUCACUCCAUCAUUUCAUCUGGUGGAGAUAAAGAAGACAAGUGGAGAUACUCUGGAGUACCAGAAACUGUGGAAUCAGGGCAUCAGACCGGCCCUCAAGGACAUCGUCUGGGCAUGGCAAGGAGAGCAGCAGCAGCAGCAGUCUUCACCAUGUUGCUAAAACCUCAACCUUCUGAUGUAGUAAUAAGAGUUCAUGCAUUUCAUGAUUAGGUGAUCUCCAAAAAUUCUGUAUGGUUGCCAUUGCUAUCUUUGUUUCUUGUUGUUGCUUUGCAGUCUCGUGAGAUUAUGAAUUUUCAUCCAAGUUGUCUAAACUGUUACUCUGUUGUCCCGUGCAUGUAAACUUCAUUUAACUAGUUCGAGUGGUCCUGUGUUGUGUUUGAA
Messenger RNA from Musa acuminata AAA Group (dessert banana), 2083 nucleotides. Its product is annotated as CBL-interacting protein kinase 18-like. Gene Ontology annotation, molecular function: protein serine/threonine kinase activity; ATP binding. The transcript has 2 exons. Bases 516 to 1862 code for a protein of 448 amino acids. Gene Ontology annotation, biological process: protein phosphorylation; signal transduction. Lineage: Eukaryota; Viridiplantae; Streptophyta; Magnoliopsida; Zingiberales; Musaceae. The record is from RefSeq and is a predicted model, not a curated record.